Messenger RNA from Pristis pectinata (smalltooth sawfish), 1704 nucleotides. It is a transcript of the gene ufsp2, whose product is annotated as ufm1-specific peptidase 2. The transcript is spliced from 12 exons. Lineage: Eukaryota; Metazoa; Chordata; Chondrichthyes; Rhinopristiformes; Pristidae. The record is from RefSeq and is a predicted model, not a curated record. Bases 141 to 1535 code for a protein of 464 amino acids.
CAAAGAUGGCGGCCUUGGUGAAUCGUUGCCGCGGUAACGGCGCAGGGUAACUUGUGACGUGGCUGCUUGAGGCAGAGGGUUCGAGGGCGGCUCGGGUGUGUUGUGCAGACAGUGGCCCGCGGGGUCGCCGGCAGGAGAACAUGCUGCCACUCGAUUCCGAAGACUUGUUGUUUCGAGUAAAAGGAGGAAUUAAUUUGGAUGGAUUCCUGAACAAAACAGAUGAAAAGGGAAUUAUAAAAGGCUUUUCAGAUGCCAUUUCGCAUGCCAUUAAUAAGGUGAAUUCACAAGCUGUCGUCCUAUUUUGUGUGGAGAGUUCCCUGUUUAUUUGGCCUAUAUCCCACGUCAGUACGCAGCCUUCAGAACUGCACGAGAAUAGUAGCUGCAAGUCUAUCUUCAAAUUUGUGCCAAUUGAGGUCAAUGACUAUCUUAAAAAGAUUCCCAAAAAGAAAUCUCUGAAAAUUGAACCAGUGCGAGUCAUAAACCUGGAACUUUUGUUUGAGAUGACAAGGCCUGGGACAGUUGAAAGUGUAUUCAUCCAGCAUGAUGCCAAGUCACGGGUACAUUUUAAGAUGACUCUUCCUAUUGAUGUGGUAGUAUUUGCUAAUCCAGAGGACCCAUGGGGAAGAGUACUGGAUCAGAUUGUAGAAUCAAUUUCUUCACAGCUAACUGAAAUGGAGAAGUGUAUUCAGAGAUAUGCAAAAGGACAGUCUGUUCCAAUACCACAGGCAUUUCACUUUGAAUUGCCAGAACAACCUACUCUUACUACUGUAAUAUAUCCUGCUGGAAUCAGUGAUGAAGAACUGGAACCACAACGCAAAGAGAUACAUGAAGAACUUGGUCUAAAUGAUAAGCCCUACUUUCGCCGUACAAUGGCUUAUAAUUUUCCAAAUGAUGAGUUAAUGAAUAAGUAUCUGAGAAAUAUACACCAGUACAUUUUUCUUCCUGAUGCUGAAGAAUACCAGAUUCAUCUGGUGCAUGGAUCAUACAACUAUCAUCACUAUUUACAGGAUGGUGUAAAUGACACUGGAUGGGGUUGCGCAUAUCGUGCUUUGCAAACUAUCACCUCCUGGUACAAAUUUCAGGGGUAUAUCACAAUUGAUGUACCUUCCCAUGAGGAGAUCCAAAAGAGAUUGGUACAGGCCGGAGAAAAACCUCCCGAUUUUGUGGGAUCAUCGGAUUGGAUUGGAUCUUUUGAGCUGCAGGCAGUUUUAAAUACUAUGGAUAUUACAUCGAAGAUCUUGAGCAUCCAGCAAGGUUCUGAGUUUGCUUUGAGUGCCAGAGAGCUUUCUGAGCAUUUUGACGUGCAAGGAUCUCCAGUUAUGGCUGGUAGUGAGACUUUAGCACACAUUCUUCUGGGAAUUGCAUGGAAUGAAAAGACUGGUGUAGCAAAAUUCCUUGUCUUGGAUACACACUACACUGGAGAGGAUGACUGGCACAAUGCAAUUGAAAAGGGAGUUGAUUGGAAAGACGAAGACUUCUGGGUGCCACAGGAAUCUUACAACCUCUGCCUGCCACAGAGACCAGUGGGUGUUUAGAACCAGCACCACUUCAGUGUUUAUACUUAUGGAACUUUGGCGGGAAAGGAACAUAAUUUUCAAAUGCACAGAACUCUACCAAUCUUUGUGUACUUCAAACCAACUGAGAACUUGAGGGUUGAGCACAUGUGUUUUACAAAUACUGCAAUAAAAACAGCAGCUAAAUAUA